Aureobasidium subglaciale EXF-2481 is the source of this 808-nucleotide messenger RNA. RefSeq lists its product as uncharacterized. The record is from RefSeq and is a predicted model, not a curated record. The coding region runs from base 266 to 790 and encodes 174 amino acids. The transcript has 2 exons. Lineage: Eukaryota; Fungi; Ascomycota; Dothideomycetes; Dothideales; Saccotheciaceae.
UCAAGCCAAAACUUCGCUGCACUCUUCUGUCGCCGUUUAAUGAUUUUGAGCUGCUCAGAAUCAGGAAGUGCUUGGAUGCAAGGCGUUUCACUUGAAGCUCGCCCUUACCCAAUUAGGGGCCUGGUACGGUCUCCUCUUCAUUAUCUGUGAGAUUUCAAACUUGGACAAUGUAUGAUCAUCAUACAUGCCAUAGCUUGCCCACAAUCUGUAGUCACAUGUUUUGGCCCUGCCUCUCGUCCCACACAACCAGCUCAAGGCGAACAUUAUGGCUCUUCAAGAUCUCACCGACGUUAUCGACCGAGUUUGGUUCUGGAUCACAAAGAGUGACAAGGAAAUUGUGCCCAACAAGAUCGCAGCCGCUUACAACCAGAAGGGUGGCUGGGAGGGAUGGGCUCAAGUCGAAAUUGCAUAUCUCAUCCAGACCAAGUACAACAAUGUCACAAUCGAUCGAGAGGUCAACGUGUACUCCGGGACUAAAAAAGAGAACGACUUUGUCAUCACAGACAAGGGCAAUCCCCCGAAGCCGAAACAGAUCAUCGAGCUGAAAUGCGAAAGGGGCACCCAGUCCGCGGCACAAUUCGUGCAAAGCUUCUCCGACGACAUAACGAAGAUCCACAAUCUUCCCAUCAACCCGUCUUACAAACCAGCCAAAGCAUACGCGGUCGCUAUAGUCUGUACCGUACUGACUCAGCAGCUGAUGAUAAAUACAGCUUGGCAAGUCAAGGUUAAUAGGAUUCAGUGUGGUCAGACUGGGAUUCUUAUCUUCUGGAAUGAGCUCGACAUCGUCUAAGGUCUAUUCGAGCCAUGU